Messenger RNA from Phytomonas sp. EM1, 1694 nucleotides. The record is from the annotation of a GenBank genome assembly. NCBI's taxonomy places the organism in Eukaryota, Euglenozoa, Kinetoplastea, Trypanosomatida, Trypanosomatidae.
AAUCAACCACCUGCUGGAGGGUUUUUGAAUCCAAUUCGAACAGUCUUCUACCACAAAAGGGCUCAAAACAAUACUCAUGGAUACCUUCGCAAUUGUUCAAAAAAUGUUAAAAUUGUCCAAAUAGGUGGCCUGUGAAGAAAAAUGGUGCAGCAUCUGUGAGGGUCUUCUGACAAAUUUGAAGAAAGCGAGGGCUGCAUGUUGUUGGGGCUUUACGGCUAUCGAUUUGAAUCAUGAACUCGGUUUCUGCGUGAAGCAAAGCGCAGACCGUUGUGAUAUCAUUCUUUAUACUAUUUUAUCCCUUUCAAGCCUCCAACUAAGGAUUUAUUUUGAUACAUGUAGGUAUGCAACAUGUUUUUAUUGAUUUUUCCCCUUGUAAUUAUUUUUUUCAAUCACUAUCCCUAUUAGCUACCCCAUUUUUUCGAGUAUACUCUUCUCUGUUGAAUGCAGAACUUGAAAGAUUUUUUUAUCUAUGAACAAACAGAUCCAUGCCACGGUGAGUCAUUAAAAAUGGAAAACUCUGGAUUUAAUAUUUUUCAGGACUGCGAUGACCUUGUGUAGCUAUUUUUCCUUUAUCUUUUUGAUAUCCUUUUUCUACGUGCUUCCUGAUUGGGUUGUUCCCCUCUCCCUGAGGGCACUACUAAUUGAGAGGGUUCGCGAGCUUGCAAGAAAAAAUACAAAGCGCACCAAAAGAACAACUGUAUAAUAUAGUAAGAGUGAAAUAAAAUUUUAGUCUGGCUUUGUAUAGUGAAAUUAUAGAAAAACUUUAAAUGGGUACUACAACUUUAGGGAGCUUUAGUGCCAUAAACGCCGCAGGUCGUCAUUUUGUAUGGCUUAUUCCGAAGUUUAGCUCGCUUAAGAUUGAUAGUAAUUACAACAGUAGUUAUGCUACCUCAUUUCAGGGUGUGAAGUUUCACCUCCACAUCACUAUAGAAAGCCCUGGCUACGUCGGAGUCUACGUCCGCUUCAAGAAGCGCCCCAUUCCAAAAUAUUCCUACUACUUCGAGAACUCGAAAAAGGAAUGCAUGCGACAACACACAGCCCACACUAUCGACCCCAACAUAAAGCGUUGCGGGCAUUGGAACGUGUGCAAUAGAGCCGAUAUGAUUGAAUUUCUUGGCGAUAAUGACGUGUUGAUGAUUCACUAUAUCUUAGAUGACGAUGUUAUCAUUUCAAAGCAGAUAUCGGAUAAGAAGAUAGUAUCCGUGACGUGGACAAUUCCAAGAAUGUACGAGCAAAAAUUAAACCCAUUCUCCUCGACAGGCUUUGUUGUCGGUAAUACGGUCGUCGUCGCACGCCUUGAUAUCAAGCGUAAAUCUAGCGGCCUCAUCGCGAAUAUCAUCCCUGAUGACAUUCAAUCUUUUGUGAUCUUUCUUUUCAGUCAAGGGGACUCCGUUCCCCCACAUAGCAUCGAGCUAAUCGAUUCCUCCGGAAAGGUCUAUGCUCAAGAAAGAAUGAAGCCCAGUGGCACCCCACAGACGCUUAUUGUGAAAAAAAGUGUCGUGGAUGAGAACCUCGAUCUUGAUGGCGCGCUCCGCACGAGAAUCACAUUCUAUUUGAUCAACCCGUUGGAGGUGUUCAACUUCCACACCCCAGUCAACAUGCCUAUGGCUGGUGGCAACCCCAAAACCGACACUGCGCGCAAGACAGGUUUCUUUGGUUCGAAGGGAUCCUAUACAAGGAUGGAGGAUCAUUAA